Messenger RNA from Apus apus (common swift), 471 nucleotides. It is a transcript of the gene FAM32A, whose product is annotated as family with sequence similarity 32 member A. The coding region runs from base 19 to 354 and encodes 111 amino acids. The transcript has 4 exons. The record is from RefSeq and is a predicted model, not a curated record. NCBI's taxonomy places the organism in Eukaryota, Metazoa, Chordata, Aves, Apodiformes, Apodidae. Gene Ontology annotation, cellular component: nucleolus.
GGGGCCGGCCCGGCAGCCAUGGCGGACUAUGAGGCGGUGCAGCGCGGGCCGCUGCGGCUGAAGGGCGGCGGGGCCGCGGGGGCCGGCAAGCGGAAGAAGAAGAAGAAGAAGGAGAAGGCGCAGAUCGUGGAGCAGAUCGUCAGCAGCAAGAAGCAGGAGGAGGAGAAGAAGCGCGGGCUGGACAAGCAGACCCCGGCGCAGGUGGCCUACGAGAAGAUGCAGGAGAAGCGGCAAAUGGAGAGGAUCCUGAAGAAAGCAUCCAAGACCCAUAAGCAGCGGGUGGAGGACUUCAACAGGCACUUGGAUACUCUGACUGAGCAUUACGACAUUCCUAAAGUCAGCUGGACAAAGUGAAGGGACUGCCUUGCAAGGCUUGGGAUCUGGAGUUGUCUUUUGUUUUACUGAACAGGAUUGCCAUGUGAAUCCGUGUGCUCUCCAUACAGAUUGUUUAAUAUAUCUCCUGAACCUUUA